Molecule: messenger RNA, 1621 nt
Organism: Panicum virgatum (switchgrass)
Lineage: Eukaryota; Viridiplantae; Streptophyta; Magnoliopsida; Poales; Poaceae
Product: transcription factor IBH1-like
Exons: 2
Coding region: 228-824 (198 amino acids)
Biological process (GO): regulation of DNA-templated transcription
Source: RefSeq, a predicted model, not a curated record
CUGCACAAUGAAUAGCAGCUGAGCAAGGCCACAUGCAACUUUCUUGGGCACACCUAGCUACCUGCUUUAUAUUCACAUAAACCCCUCUCCCCUUGCAGCUCCUACAACAACACAAACCCAUCAUCACCUUCCUCCUCUCCUCUUCUUCUCCUUCCAUCUCCUUCCAAGAACCAAUCGAGCAAGCAAGGGAAGCUAGCUAUUUCUUGUUCCUCGCGUGGGGGACACCAAUGCAUGCCCCGAGGAAGUUCAGGAAGGCCUUCAUGGCGCAGCUCCUGGUGAGCCUGCGGGCGGCCGGCCAGGCGUCCAAGUCCAUGGGCCUCCGGGAGCGCCGCGACGCCGUGCGGCUCUCCUCCGACGUGGCCAUGGCGCUGGCGUCCGCCCGCGCGGCGCCGCGCUCGUGGGCGCGCGCCCUCGUCGCCAGGCACGCGGCGGAGCGGCGCAACGAGGCGCUCAUGCGCCGCAUCAUGGGCGGCGCCGGCUACGAGAUGGCCGCGGCCGCGGCCGCGGCGAGGAGCAGGAAGGAGGCGCGGAGCAGGAGGAUCGUGCGGAGGUCGCGCCGGGUGUGCAGCGGCAGCGCCGGGAGGAAGAGGAGGGGCUUGCUCGCGGCGGCGGCGAGCGGCGGGGCCGGGAGAUGCAGCGCAAUGGCGGCGGCCAGGAGGAUGGUGACGGCGAGGCUGCAGGUUCUGAAGAGCCUCGUGCCGGGAGGGGAGGCGCUGCGUGGCCUCUCCCUGCUGAGCGAGACGCUGGACUACGUCGUGUGCCUGAAGACACAGGUGGAGCUCAUGCAAUGCCUGUGCAGAGGAUCCCGUCCCAAGCUGGGUUGAUGAGGCCAGUGAUCUCAUCUCAGGUAUGUAGUAGUCUUCCUCCUACCUACUACCUACCUCGGCGGCCAUGGUGGGCCCGCGACGUAGCUCCGCGGCGGCCGCCACCACGCCUCCCUCCUCGGCCAGAUCCACGCGGGGCCAUGGCCAGCAGCUCGCGCUCGCCUCCAGCGCCGGCCGCGGUGGAGGAGGCCCUCGCGGCAGCGGCGUGCGACGGCCGGCUCCUACCUCCUCUGCUCCUCCGCCUCCCCUUCUCCUCCAUCCGCCUCCACUCGCUGUCAUCUCCUCCGGCCAGGCGGGCGCGGUGUGCCGGCGGGAUCUGGCGCGGCGGGCUCCGGCAGGCGCGAGCUCCGGCCAGGCGCGGGCUCCGGCCAGGUGCGAGCUCCGGCCGGCGCGGGCUCCGGCCAGGGCGGGCGUGGAGGGCGACGGCGCCGGACGAGCGCACGGCGGCGCAGAAGAGAAGCCAGAAGAAGAUUUCGGUGUUUCGCUGACAACUAGGCCCCAUCAAUCAGUGCGAAAAUAGGAGCUUUGUUCAACUAGUUCGGCUGGAAUUGGUGUCAAAUUUUUCUCUCUAAAAUUUACAAGCCAGCUCCCAAAAAAGAAAAUAGAAGCUCAUUUUGGGAGCUGCGGCUGGAGAUAAGUGCUUGUAUGGUGUGUGAUCUAGUUUAACUUAUAUGUUGGGUAAACAUAUAUGUAAUUUCUUGAUUCCUUUAUUCAUUUUUAGGAUUGGCGUACCUGAAAAUUUUCGAGCUAUUCAGGAUUUUUAUUUGGAGUUGAAUUUAACUGAGAGUUACUAAUAA